GUUUUGGAAACAGACCGAAGCCAAAACACGCGCCAAAUUUCAUUGUGGUUGUUGUCGGCGGAUGAAAUCGGGAGAAUCAAGUGCUGCCUGAAUGUUGAGAAAACUGAAGACAUGAACGGUUUAAAACUAUAUCUGUUAUCAGACAUUCAGUCGCCUCCUGUGGAACUUACACGGUCCGACGGCAGUCUGUUUUUCUACAGCAGGCUACCGGUGCCACUCCCAGACUCCGUGGUGCUUUUCUCACUGGGAAAGUUUCCCAGCAACAAAGAAUCCAAGAAGACUGGCACAACACUUGAUGUGAGCAUCACCCUCGGGGACGACAGGAUACAGUUUGGUUCACUCGACAAACACACGAGAUGUAUUCUGUGGGAGAAGACCAAGGACACAGCAAAGCUGGAACACAGCAACAGCGCUGUGUCGCUGGCCAAGCUGUGUGUGGAGGUGCAGGGGGGUGACCACAGCUACGACAGCAGCCUCGCAACACCGACCACGGAGGAAGAAGUGGUCAAGAAGCAGGAGAACAUACAGGAGGAAAACGAAAACACCCCACAGCUGUCCACACCCUCGCCGUUGCCACGGAAACAGAAGAAGCGCGGCCGUGAGAGCACAGACGAGACUCCGGAGGCUCCCAGCGCACGCAAACAGAAACUGAACACUAGGAUGAGGGCUCUGAAGAAUGAAUUCAAAACUCCAAAGAAAUAUGGCAAGAAGAAUUCUGAAACUGUAGGAACACCUGUACUCCGAGUCAACAAUUCUGCCAUACUGCCCAAGACUGGUCCAAGACUCUCACGGUGUAAAGAUGUCUCAAUCAGGGCUCCGAGUCCCAGCAGCCGAUGGGGGUCGUCCAUGUGCAUGAUCCACAACAACCGCGCAGUCUUGGUCGGUGGCCAGGGUGAUCGGCAGCAACUGAGCCGCGACGCAGUGUGGACGCUCGACCCAGACACCCGGCGAUGGAGGUCGCCAGAGUUGACAGUGGAAGGUCAGAAGACUGAGUACCGCAUGGGACACAGCGCCACCUACGACCCCACGGCGCGGUGUAUAUAUGUAUAUGGGGGAUCUAAAAACCUGAAGUGGUUCCAUGACGUGCAUAUGUUGGAUGUGGACGAGUGGAAGUGGCAGCUCAUCAAGGUUAACGGCAAAGCCCCAACGAGAUCCUACCACAGCGCGACACUGUACCGCCAUGAGCUGUGGAUAUUUGGGGGGGUGUAUCCCCGACCUGACCCAAACCCCGAUGGUUGCAGUAAUGAGAUCCACAUCUUCAGCCCAGUCAUGGAGAACUGGUACUGCCCCAUCGUCACCGGGGAUAAACCUGCACCUCGCUCCGGACAUUCCGCCACGCUCAUCAAGGACCAGUUGGUUGUGUUUGGAGGAUGGGACGCCCCGAUCUGCUUCAACGACUUAUACAUUCUGGAUAUGGGUACUGUUGAUUGGUCCAAGCCAGAGGUCAAGGGGAUGCCACCAAAAGCACGAAGUUGGCAUGCUUCCUGCGCUCUCAGCAACAACCGCAUCCUCAUCCAUGGCGGGUAUGACGGCAACAACGCACUGGACGACACCCACAUCUUCAACCUAGUGGAGAGGAGCUGGAGCUGUAUCCGUGUUGACGGUGCGCCCACUGCCAGGGCUGGCCACCUCUCCAUCUGUCUGCCGUACAGCCAUGAGAACCAGGAGGAGGACGAGGUCAUCAUCUUCGGGGGAGGAGACAACGACGGCACAUUCUUCAACGAUCUGUUCAGCCUCUGCAUCCCCUUCCUGCCAGUAAGGGAGGAGCUGGAGGCCAGCCAGAAGGGAGGGAAGGCUUGAUGGAACGAGGCAGAUUGUCACGCACUGAAUCACAAGACUCAACUGUCAUCCUAACCAUUCACCAUAUUCCCCCAUCACUACCAUGAGACCUCAACCACACCCUUAUCCUCAUCACCCCUCAUCCUCAUCACAACCUACCUACCCCCCCCCCCCAACAAUCACUCUCCCUUCCCUAAGCCCCUCCACCCAGUCACAAGGUACUCCCUCCCCCCAUCUCACAGUGUGUCACGGUGUCAAGGCAGCACGGAUCUAUCGGCCAGCUUGAAUGGCACGGUGUCAAGGCAGCACGGAUCUAUCGGCCAGCUUGAAUGGCACGGUGUCAAGGCAGCACGGAUCUAUCGGCCAGAUUGAAUGGCGAUAGAUCCAACACAUGUAUACACUUAAUGGUGUGUUACUCAGUCUUUUCUUGAUGAUGCUUGAAUGAAAAUGAAUGGAUUGUGUUUUAUUUGUACAUUAUGAAUCUUAUUCAGUAUACAGAUCUGCUACUGAUUAUGGAUUUAUGAAAAAUUAAUUCAUGUUCAUCAACAGCAGAAUCAGACAGUGUUUUACAACCAUGAAUAUUCUUGUAAAUAAUUCAGAGUUCAUAUGAUAUUAAAGUCAAGUGCAUUUGAUUUUAAGCGGCUAUUGUCCUGCAGUUGUUACCAGUGCACAGGCCUCCCUUCUGGACAGUGCUAUUUACCGUUUAUAUGUAGGCACGCAUAAUUAAUAUAUAUAUAUAUAUAUAUAUUUGUUUUAGUCCAACGGUUUUAUUGUCCAUGAUUUUAGGUUGUCUGACUGUGUAAUGGUCACAGAGAUCUGGGAAUGUAAUCUGAAAACAUGGAUGAUAUAUGUAAUAUCCAUAAUUUUACUGUUUAUUUGUAUUUUUAGUGGUUCUGCUCGUUGAUCUGCUCCAUGUGUAAAUACUACUACUUCACCUUGGCCAUUCACGGAAAUGUAUUUUUAAAUCAUUUGAUUGUCCUUUUAUGAUGAAUAAAAAUUUUAGUGCCUUA
This is a messenger RNA of Haliotis rufescens (red abalone), 2789 nucleotides long. Its product is annotated as rab9 effector protein with kelch motifs-like. The record is from RefSeq and is a predicted model, not a curated record. NCBI's taxonomy places the organism in Eukaryota, Metazoa, Mollusca, Gastropoda, Lepetellida, Haliotidae. The coding region runs from base 112 to 1800 and encodes 562 amino acids. The transcript has 11 exons. Gene Ontology annotation, molecular function: protein binding.